Molecule: messenger RNA, 5886 nt
Organism: Cyprinodon variegatus (sheepshead minnow)
Lineage: Eukaryota; Metazoa; Chordata; Actinopteri; Cyprinodontiformes; Cyprinodontidae
Gene: cdc42bpb
Product: serine/threonine-protein kinase MRCK beta-like
Exons: 35
Coding region: 592-5376 (1594 amino acids)
Biological process (GO): peptidyl-threonine phosphorylation; actomyosin structure organization
Cellular component (GO): cytoplasm; cytoskeleton
Molecular function (GO): protein serine/threonine kinase activity; ATP binding
Source: RefSeq, a predicted model, not a curated record
UAAAGCAACAGAGUUGAUUUAAUGAGUUGAAGGAUCAGAAGUUAAACCAGCAGGUUUACAUUCAGAGCGGCAGGAACGAACUGAGAGCGUCCGAAGCUUUUAUUUUGAAGCUGCUUUGACCGGAAGCAGGGCUCAUCCUGUCGCUCCUGCUUUGGAUCCUCCGACCUGGAUUCAGCCAUAUUCCCAGAGCUUAGCCACACCGGCAGCCGCCUCGAACGGACCCGAAACCCGCCGUUUAUCCCCGGGAAGCUGCUGCUCGGUUCCGACGGACCUUCUAAAGUCCAGACGGUUCCGGUUCGGACCCGCUGGACCUGCUCCCGGGCUCACAGACCGACCGGCGGACAUGGAGCUGCGGAGGUCCGCCUGACGACGUCCCGAUCCCGGAGAGGAAAUCCACAUUUGAUCCCGGAUUACAGCCGCUGGGAUUCCCGCCGGUGACGGAGCGGAGGCGGCGGAACACGGCGGCGGCUCUGCGGCUCCAGACGUCGGGAAUGUUUUCCCAGAGCUAACGGGCUAGCUGCUGCUAGCAGGAAGCGGAGGGAGCAGCCUGAGUCAGAGCGGCGGGGGGAGGAGCCACCCAACCCGGCCGGGAUGUCGGCCCAGGAGCGGCUGAGGAGGCUGGAGGAGCUCCUGCUGGAGCGGAAGGAGGAGCGGAGCCUGAGCGUGGAGGCGCUGCUGGACCUCCUGCUCGGCCUCUGCUCCGAAUGCUCCAACUCCCCCCUGAAGAGGGAGAAGCACAUCAGCGACUUCCUCAACUGGGGUAAGAACCGGACCGGACCGGACCGGAUGCGUCAGUCCAGGGACCGGACCCGAUCAUCAGAACCACAGACUGGAGGUUCUGGUUCUGGUUCUGGGAGGAGGUGGUUCUGGUCCUGGCUGGUGGAUGUGGGUCGGGGUCCAUCUGGAGCGGCCCGCCUGGCCUGGUUCCGUCUGGCCCAGUUUCUCAGCUGUCCUCAUUUCAGUGACCUGGAUCCAGGAGCUGCUGAUUUCCAUCCGCAUCGGAUCCAAGCAGAACCAGAACCAGAACCAGACAUCAGGGUCCAUCGGGUCCCCAUGUCCUCCAGCAGGAACAGGUUCUGUCCCGCUAUGGAGAGCGGUUCUGGUUUGGGCUUGACGGCGUGUUUCCGGGAGGAGCGGGACGUCCUGGUGAGAGGGGACAGCCAGUGGAUCACCACUCUGCACUACGCCUUUCAGGACGACAACUUCCUGUACCUGGUGAUGGACUACUACGUGGGCGGAGACCUGCUGACGCUGCUCAGUAAGUUUGAGGACCGUCUCCCUGAAGACAUGGCGCGCUUCUACGUAGCAGAGAUGGUUCUGGCCGUCCACUCCAUCCACCAACAGCACUACAUCCACAGAGACAUCAAACCAGACAACGUUCUGCUGGACGUCAACGGACACAUCCGACUCGCUGACUUUGGCUCCUGUCUGCGCAUGAUGGAGGACGGCACGGUCCAGUCCUCCGUUGCCGUGGGAACCCCUGACUACAUUUCCCCAGAGAUCCUGCAGGCCAUGGAGGACGGGAUGGGUCGCUAUGGUCCAGAGUGUGACUGGUGGUCUUUGGGGGUCUGCAUGUACGAGAUGCUGUACGGCGAGACGCCGUUCUACGCCGAGUCGCUGGUGGAGACCUACGGGAGGAUCAUGAACCACGAGGUCAGAACCGCCUGGAGCCAGUCCACCCAGGCCCUGCAGGCUCCGCCCAGAGGAGGAACCGUACAGAGGGACAAAGAGAUCAAGAAGCUGAACGAGGAGAUCGAGCGUCUGAAGAAGAAGCUGGCAGACUCUGAUAGGCUGGAGCACCAGCUGGAGGAGGCCGUCACGCUCAGACAGGACUACGAGAGCUCCGCCUCCAAACUGCAGACCCUGGAGAGACAGGUGAAGACCCUGAGACAGGAGAAGGAGGACGUCCACAAGCAGCUGGCCGACUCCUUGGAGCGUCUCAGGAGCCAGAGCAAGGAGCUGAAGGAGGCGCACUCCCAGAGGAAGCUGGCCCUGCAGGAGUUCUCAGAGCUGUCGGAGCGCAUGGCCGAGCUGCGCUCCUCCAAGCAGCGUCUGUCCCGUCAGCUCAGGGACAAGGAGGAGGAGAUGGACGCCCUCCUGCAGAAGAUGGACGCCCUGAGGCUGGAGAUCCGCAAGACGGAGAAGAAUCGGAAGGAGCUGGAGGCUCAGCUGGACGAGGCCAAGGCGGAGUCAUCAAAGGAGAGGAAGCUGCGGGAAAACGGCGAGGUUUACUCCAAACAGCUGGAGGCGGAGCUACGCAGCCUUAAGUCCCAGCAGGGUCGAGGGGCGGCAGGCGGAGGAGGGGCGGAGUCUCAGCAGGAGCUGUCCCGUCUGAAGGCGGAGCUGGACAAGAAGGUUCUGUUCUACGAGGAGGAGCUGCUGAGGAAGGACUCCGCCCACUCCGGCGAGAUCAAGACUCUGCGCAAAGACCUGCAGGAGUCCGAGGGGGCGCGGCUCGCCGCCAACAAGGAGCUGCUGCAGCUCCGAGACAAGCUGGACAAAGCCAACAGGGACAGGCAGAACGAGAUGGACGAGGCCGUGGCGGCUCUGAAGGAGAAACACGAGCGCGAGAAGAACAUGCUGACCGAGGAGAACCGCAAGCUGACGGCGGAGACGGACAAGCUGUGUUCCUUCGUGGACAACCUGACGGCCCAGAACCGGCAGCUGGAGGACGACCUGCAGGACCUGUCCUCCAAGAAGGAGAGCGUGUCCCACUGGGAGGCCCAGAUCGCAGAGAUCAUCCAGUGGGUCAGCGACGAGAAGGACGCCCGCGGCUACCUGCAGGCCUUGGCCACCAAGAUGACGGAGGAGCUGGAGACGCUCCGCAGCUCCAGCCUGGGGAGCAGACCUCAGGACCCCCUGUGGAAGGUGCGUCGAAGCCAGAAGCUGGACAUGUCGGCUCGUCUGGAGCUGCAGUCGGCUCUGGACGCCGAACUGAAAGCCAAGCAGAUGGUCCAGGAGGAGCUGCGCCGAUUCAAGGCCGCCAACAUCAACCUGGAGAGUAAGCUGAAGGAGUCUGAGGAGAAGAGGAGAGAGGCGGUGGAGCAGGUGGAGAGUCUGAGGAGGGAGAUGGAGGAGAGUCGCUCCCGUUCUGCUAAAGGUCUGAAGCUUCCGGACUUCCAGGACUCCAUCUUUGAUUACUUCAACACGUCUCCUCUGGCUCCAGACCUCAGCUUUAAGACUGCAGACUUAGACUCCGCCCCCCUGAAGCCAGACACGGCGCCCUCCUCGCCGUGCUCCGUCUCUGAGAAUGAGGAAGUGAAGGCAGCAUCGCUCCCUGACAGCCCCUCCCCCACCUACCAGAGCUCGCCUGCACCCAAGCCCAAAGCUCACCAGCUGAGCAUCAGAACCUUCUCCAGCCCCACCCUCUGCUCUCACUGCACCUCCCUGAUGGUGGGCCUGAGCCGCCAGGGCUACGCCUGCGAAGUCUGCUCCUUCAUAUGCCAUGUCGCCUGUAAAGACCACGCCCCCCUAAUCUGUCCGAUCCCAGCGGAGCAGGCCAAGAGGCCGCAGGGCAUCGACGUCCAGAGGGGCAUCGGCACGGCGUACAAGGGUUACGUCAAGAUCCCCAAGCCCAGCGGCGUGAAGAAGGGCUGGCAGCGAGCGUUCGCCGUGGCCUCCGACUGUAAACUGUUUCUCUACGACAUUCCAGAGGGGAAGUCCACCCAGCCGGGCGUGGCGGCCAGUCUGGUUCUGGACCUCAGGGAUGAAGAUCUGUCCGUCAGCUCCGUGUUGGCGUCCGACGUCAUCCAUGCCACCAGGAAGGACAUCCCGUGCAUCUUCAAGGUGACGUCGUCUCAGCUGAUUUCGCAGCUCUCCUCCGUGUCCCUGCUGGUUCUGGCAGAGAGCGAGGCAGAGAAGAAGAAAUGGGUCCGGAUCCUGGAGAGCCUGCAGAACAUCCUGACCAAGAACCAGGUGAAGAGUCAGCAGGUCCACCUGCUGCACGAAGCGUACGACGCCUCGCUGCCCCUCAUUAAGGCGGCGCUGUGCGCCACCGUACUCGACAGGGAGCGGAUCGCUAUGGGAACGGAGGACGGACUGUUUGUGGUGGAGGUCACCAGAGACGUCAUCGUCAGAGCCUCAGACAGUAAGAAGGUUUAUCAGAUCGAGCUAAUUCCCAACGAGAAGAUCGUCGCUCUGCUCUGUGGCCGAAACCGCCAGGUCCACCUUCACCCCUGGGGGGUUCUGGACGGAGCCGAGUCCUCCUUCGACACCAAGCUGGCAGAGACCAAGAACUGCCAGGUUCUGACCACAGGGGUGCUGCGACCCGGAGGUCCUGCUUGCCUGCUGGCUGCCGCCAAACGUCAGGUCCAGUGCUAUGAGAUCACCCGGGCCAAGCCGUACCAUAAGAAGCUGUGGGAGGUGCAGGCUCCAGGCACGGUCCAGUGGCUAGGCAUGCUGCGGGACCGGCUGUGUGUGGGCUACCCGUCAGGCUUCGCCCUGCUGGCCCUGCAGGGGGAGUCGUCCCCCAUCAGCCUGGUGAACCCGGGCGACCCGUCUCUGGCCUUCCUGUCCCAGCAGCCCAUGGACGCCCUGCACGCCCUGGAGGUGGGCUCCAGCGAGGUCCUGCUCUGCUUCAGCCAGCUGGGAGUCUACGUGGACGGACAGGGCCGGCGCUCCCGGGACCAAGAGCUGAUGUGGCCCGCCACGCCGCUGGCCUGCUGUUCCAACUCGUUCCACCUGACGGUCUACAGCGAGUACGGCGUGGACGUGUUCGACAUCCACAGCAGCCAGUGGGUCCAGACCAUCUGUCUCCGCAAGUUCCGCCCGCUGAAUGUUGAGGGAACGCUGAACCUGCUGAGCUCAGAACCUCCUCGCCUGGUCUACUUCAGCAACACCUCCUCAGAGGGAGACCUCACCAUCCCACAGACGUCUGACCACAGCAGGAAGCUGAUGGUUCGAACCCGCAGCAAAAGGAAGUUCCUCUUCAAGGUUCCUGAGGAGGAGCGGCUCCAGCAGAGGAGGGAGAUGCUGAAGGACCCGGAGCUGCGGUCCAGGAUGAUCUCCAAUCCCACCAACUUCAACCACGUGGCCCACAUGGGACCAGGAGACGGCAUGCAGGUCCUGAUGGACCUCCCCCUGAGUGUGAUGCCCCCCCCUCAGGACGACCCCAUUAGGGAUAAGCCCCGCCCACUCUCCAGUAUCUCCCGGCAACACAGAAGCAAGUCGCACAUCACUCGCACGGCUUCAGAUUUCAGUGGAGGAGCUUCGAGCCGCAGCACCGGCGACCUGGACCAGGAUCCGGACCGGGAGCCGGACUCGGACUCCACCAAACACUCGACGCCCUCCAACAGCUCCAACCCCAGCAGCCCCCCCAGCCCAAACUCCCCCCACCGCAGCCAGCUGACCCUGGACAGUUUGGACUUGGAGCCCUGAGCCCCGCCCCCACACCGCUUUAGGCCCCGCCCCCCGCAGCGUUUGAGACUGUUUUUACCUUUGGGUUUUAUGAUGGUGGAGUGAUUCUGCUGCUUUUAAUUGGAUGCUGGGAAGCCCCGCCCCUUCCUGGUUUUAGCGCUCGCUGAGGGACCAGUCACUUCCUGUUCUUCCUCCCCUCUCGCCGUUUAGCUUCGGCGUGGGUUAGCGGCGGGAGGUCUCACUCUGAGGGAAAAACACUGUAUUAAUUAUUUUAACGUUUUGUUAAACUUGCACAUCAUCAUCAUCAUUGUUGUUAUUGUAGAAAAUAAUCUUUUAUUUGUGAUGAUCUUUAUCCCCCCCCCCUCCAUCUCUAAUCUGACUCCGCCCCCUGCUCCAGGUCGGACGGGGGCGGAGUCACAUCUGGGCACUACUGCUUUUAUUCUUCCAGAAUCAGUUACAGAUGUUUGUAAUUAUGAAAUGUUUAGCAGCCAAAAACCACAAUAAACGAAGCAGAGGACAGACUGAGUGUCA